This is a messenger RNA of Lytechinus variegatus (green sea urchin), 3829 nucleotides long. RefSeq names its product oxidative stress-induced growth inhibitor 1-like. The coding region runs from base 847 to 2403 and encodes 518 amino acids. The record is from RefSeq and is a predicted model, not a curated record. The transcript is spliced from 6 exons. NCBI's taxonomy places the organism in Eukaryota, Metazoa, Echinodermata, Echinoidea, Temnopleuroida, Toxopneustidae. Gene Ontology annotation, molecular function: oxidoreductase activity.
CAAACGCAAAACCGUGCUUUUUCCAACAUGGCGUGUCGUAUGUGGGACUCCGUGUAAAUUGUUCCCUGUUGAGAGUUGAGACUGGAAUGCGUGUGUGUUCAUUCAUUAGUUAUUCAGCUAUUGUAUCCUAUUUCAUUACCGAAGCCUGAGACACCAUGAUCUCCAGGGUCCAUGGUGCACCAUGAAGGUCGUUCAUGUAUGUGAUUGCAAAGAAGAUCAUUUGAGUUCAGUCUGCUGUUUCACUCUGCUGCAGCUGUCUCAUCCAUCCAAAGUGAGAAUCCUGCAUCUGGUGGUAGACGAAAUCUUGCCAUUGAUGAUCAGAUGACACAGAUGUGUCCUGGAGAGGAUAGACAACCAGGCAUCCCAUCAUUAAUACUUCCCCUAGUCCAACCAACCUAUUAGUUCAUCUAUCAUUUGUAUUUGACAGAUAUACAUGUACAAGUAUAUUUGCAUUCGUUAUUUUUGGAUAUGAACGGACUUUGUCGAGGAAACAAAGUAAAUAAAGAUUGACAUAUCUAUAGCUCCGAGAUUGACAGUCCUCUUGUAGCCACUAUCAGGAAAGGAGAUUGUGAAUAACGCUGUGUGGACGGGAAAUAGCUCCUCAGAUCAUGAUAGUCGGUCAUCAGUGGUGAUAACCGCGAGCACACUCGAGCUGCUUCCUGAGAGAGACUAUGUAGUUCCACAUGAGGAUUUGAGUAUCUGGAUGUAGGUGACAUUCAGGUACUUAAUCGGAAGAGACCUUCACUGCGAGGAUUUAAUCAACUUGUAUCAGUUUGAAACAGUUGCCGGUCUCUUGGGUUUGUGAAACCGGGCAUUGGGAGUGUACCUUUCUUGUGGAUGUAUUAAAUGGCUUCAGAAGACUACUGCCCCUGUAACAGUGAAUGUAACGCUUCAUCAAGGUACAGCAGCAGCCCAGAUCAGAGGACAAGUGCUGAUAAUCAUGCACUCAAAGAACACUACACCCCUGUGCUAGUCAUAGGUAAUGGCCCAUCUGGGAUCUGUCUGUCAUAUAUUUUGUCUGGUAACUGGCCAUACUUCACGGGCGAGCCACAUCCAAACCCUAUAUUGCAACUCAAACUUGAAGGGAAUGAACACCAGUCUAUUUUAGAAUGUGAAUUGGAUAACCUAAGCGAAGGCCUUGAGGGACGCUCCCACAACCCUGUGGCCCUUCUGUUUGACACCCUGUCCCGCCCUGGGGCUGACCUGGGAGAGGAUGAGAAAUCUCGUUUGGAAUGGCGCCACCAACAGACCAAUGCUGUGGAUCAUAUCGUACUUGGGACGGGAAAGCCAGGUGGAUCGUGGUGGGAAAUGGAUGACUCUGUAUUGACCCUUAGUCUUGGAGCAUGGAUGGAGAUGCCUGACAUGAGCUUUGAUGAAUGGGCAGCUGAGUACAGGGAAAUACACAAGGACACCAUGGUGGUGAACAACCAACAAAGAGCGACAUUGUCUGAGGUGGCACACUACUAUCAAGAUUACGUCAAGACCAAGAAGCUGGAUGACAACUUUGUGCCUUACACCAAGGUUCUUUCUAUCCGUCGUCUCAAGGGCCGACGUGUCAUCAAUGAUGAAAGUGGAGAGCCGGAGAUCCGAUGUCAGCGAUGCUGUAAGCUGGAGGGAGAGAAUCUCUUUGAGGUCAAAGGUGAGCACAUCGACCCCCAUUGUGGUUGCCGGCAACAGUUCACUGUGCUGUCUCCCAACGUUGUUCUUGCAACAGGGAUGAUGGGGAAACCGAAUCGGCUGAACGUUCCGGGAGACGAAUUCCGGUAUGUGAGGUACGACCUGAAGUACCUUGAGUCUGCCAUUCAGGAAGGGGAACUUAGUUGUCAGUCCUAUCCUGUUCUGGUGAUAGGGUCGGGACUCUCUGCUGCCGAUGCCAUUUUGAUGGCUCGGAAUGCAGGAGUGCCAGUUGUCCAUGUCUUCCGGAGAUCACCAUGGGAUUCUGCAAUUUCCCUCAGCAAAUUGCCCAAGGUUGUGUACCCAGAGUACUAUCGAGUCCUGCAGAUGAUGCGAGGGGAGCUCAAGGAGGAGGGGUACACGCCAUUUCCAAAGCACCAGGUGCUAGAUUUCAGCAGGGACUUCUUGGUUACCAUAUCAGGUAGCGAUGUAACACAGCAUGUAGCUGUCUCAAUGGUCACCGUCUUGAUAGGAGCCAAGCCGGACCUGUCUUUCUUACCUGGUGGAGGGGUUAGCCUGGGUGAAGAAAGCAGCGACAUCAACUGCAAGAAUAAUCCUGUAAGUGUUGAUCCCAUAACCAUGGAGACAGAGGCGGAGCCUGGGCUGUAUGCCAUGGGUCCUUUGGUUGGUGACACAUUUGUUCGAUUUGCCUCUGGAGGAGCCCUGGCGAUUGCCAGUCACCUCGUAAAGAAGAAGUGUUGUCAGAAUUCAUGCUGUAUGAGCUCCUAACACAAAUAUGGAGAUUGUCAAAAAAUGUUGAUAUUUAUCAGUGUUUGAUUUGCUGACUAUUAAACAGAGUCAUUUUAUGGAAAAUAGUAUUUUUGAUAUGUAGUUUAAUAUCUUAAGAAACAUUAACAUCAAUUUAUCUAAAUUCACAUGUUUUAUUUGAUACAGAUUCCCAGUGAACACUUGUUUUCCGUUAUCCAUGCAAAAUUUUGAGGGAAAAGUGUUUUAUAUUAUGCUGCUGUUACAGUACUUUUCAGACGGUGGUAUUUUGUCUGAAAAAUCUUUAUACCACUUUACCAGACAUAUUUUGUUGGUAUGAUCAAUGCCAACUUUUCUCUUGUUUAUAUUAUGUUUUUCUCCUUGAAUUUGAAUUCAAUUUUCAUUCAUCGACAUACACAUACAUGUAACAUGCAGAGUUUUUUAAAAAGUCACAUUGUUCUCUGUCUCUAAACUGUCUAAAUUUCACUUUUCUUUAAUGCUUUUUGUUAUUUGUUUUAUAUGGAACUGAAUGUAACUCCUUUUAUAUGAUUUCGUUUUUUAUUCAGUAAGGGGGAGAUGUAAGUGCCUUUAAUUAGCUUACUAUUUGUAGAAAAUGCAGAAAUUUUUGUGGUUUCAUGAGACCAUUUUGACCCUUAUCUAACUUUGCCAAUGUAGUUAAAUAUUUCAAAGGCAUGUAUACUGAGCAUCCAGCCUAUAUUUCUGGAUGCAAAGGGAUUUUGGGGGGUAAAUUUACAAUAUGAUUCUAUUAUGCAUCCAUGGAUUAAAAUUCCAAAAAUAUUUCUCUUAUCUUGACUAAGACAAAGGCUGUUUUGGUUAGAGGAAGCCCAGUCGAAUGAAAGGUGAGAGUAGUGCUGGACUCCAACUUUCCUCCAACCAAGAUACUCCUACUGGUUUCGAGGAGUAUCUUCGUUGGAGGAAGAUCAGAUUAACUCUGUCGAGACUGGCACUACUCCAACCUUUCCUCUAACUGUGCUUUCUCGGAUGCUUCAGGCGACCAAAACAGCCUUUGUCUUGGUCAUGAUAAUCUUUGGAAAUUUAAUUCAUGCAUACACGCCAACUAGGAACCCACAUCUGAUCAAGGCUUAUGAUAGACAUGUGAAGAAUAACAAAAAUAGAUUAGCAGUAGUUAUUUUAUAACCUCAGAGUAUACUCUAUUGGACAUAUGACAAACAGUACAAUAAUCACACCAAAAAAGACUAAGAAUGGUAUAAAGCAAGACCCAUUUUGCCUGUCAAACAGUAAACCAUUAAGUUUUUAUAUUAUUCUUUACAAAUGUUGAAUGUGAUGACCUAAUUAAAAAAUUUGUUUUUGAAAUCAGUUUGGAAGGAGGAGUGAUGUAGCUGUAAUAUGUUUAUGUACAUACAUAACAGUAGGGAUGAGCUGACUUUCAAUAUUUUUAAUUGUACAAUAAAUGGGAAUACUGUAUGUA